ACAACUUCACAGUCUAACAGCACAAACUACACAACACACAACUUAGCUUGAGCUUGGUUUCUGGCCAGUUCCGAGUCAGUCGUCAGCGGAGCGUUGCCGUUCUUGUUCGCCGUGCUCUUAAUCUAAAACAAUAUUCAUCACAUUAUUGUGCAUCAAUCUACAAGCACAUACAUAAUAAAUACUCACCAAAAUAUACACACACAAAACAAAUUACGUCCACACUUACAACUCCAAGAUACAUCUGCUGCGUAAAAUUUAAUUGCCGGAGUAAUCUCAGUGGUGCUUAUAAUUAUAUUAGUGUCUCAAGAUAAUUGAUUAAUACAAUAAUUAUUGCCAGUUACUAAAAAACAUAACCUGGAUCACAAUUGAUUGUAAUUAUUAUCAGUUUUAAGUGUAAAAGUUUUAAAAAAUAAAUAAAUAGCCGGGUACACCUGGAAUGUGCGAUGGCGUAGGCGCGAAAAAAGUUUAUCUGCAAAAAAGGAAGUUUUUAAAUCAAUGUUACAAGAAUGUGGGACGAGAGUGAAAAAAAUUGACAUGCUGGGAUCCAGUUCGUGGGAAAGACCUCGCGUUAAAUCACUCCUCUUCCGGCGGAGUAAAUUCCCUUGCCCGGGUGUAUUUAAAUACAAUACACCAUGAGCAAGUGACUGGAUCACCAUCACACCAUCACCAUAAAAAUCAGCAAUGAAAUGUGAGGAGUCCCCGCGAUGCUGAAACACAUAUCGUCCGGGCAGCCAGGAGGCUCCAGGAACCAGAACCACGAUUACCCCACGAUUAGCCACUUUGGCUCCAGCUCGACGACCUCUAGAGGGAUUUCCCUGAAAAACGACCGCUUGUGCGACCCGGGGAUCUACGACUCCCUGCACUCGGUCCAUCCUUCGACAUCUCUUUCUCUUUCUCUGUCUCAUCCUCAGAAGUCUGCUUCCGUUCACCGGCAUCCGCUCAACCACUCGCAGCUCAGUGUCAACAACCUGUCCGCGAGAUUCACCCACUCGCAUCAUCUAAAUGCGCUGAACCUGUCCGCUCUGUCUGCCUCCAAGCAUUCUAUCGACAGUCCAAGUCCAGAUCAUCAUCAUCAUAAUCAUCAUUAUCAUCAUCAUCAACUCUUCCAUAAUAAUCAUAAUAAUAUUAAUUAUAAUCCGAAAAAUAUUAAUAAUUCUAACAAUAAUACUAAUAAUAUUAAUAUUAAUCCUAAUAAUGCUAUUAAUAAUACUAAUAAUAAUAAUGGUCAUCACAAUAAUGGUCAAAUCCAAACGCAAACGCAGGUGCCAAACGGCGGGCUUGAUAUUUCACGACUAUCAAGAUUGGCGAGUCGCGCUACGCCGUCCCCUUUGCAGCCAGCACCUGUUGCUACUAUUAACGCACCUGUUUCUCUGCCAAGCUUGGCCACUACUGGCCCGUUACAUACCCAAGACACUUCCUGGUCGUCUUUUUGUCUCAAGGGACCUAGUCAUCAAUUAAACGGCCAAGGCAACGCUAGAAAUAAUAAUAAUCAAGAAUCUGGAGUCAAAGAAAUGCUCACCUUCUUGGGGCUGCUCUGUUUGGUGUCUCUCCUCCUGGCGAUACUCUCGCAUAUUUUUCUACUGAGGAUUUCUCCAGUUUCUACGGCGCCUUCCAGUGUUAUCAGUCCGGAGGAGUAUACUAUUGUCUAUGAAGUCACCCUGGCGCUUUGCGCGCUGGCUAUGUCGCUUAAUUUGUGCUGUCUGAUGGUUUGCGCGAUUCAGUUCUUGUUUGCUAUGAAGCUUGUCAAGUCGGCGUAUACUCAGAACAGGACGAGCAGGUACCUGGAAAAAUCAUCAGUAAGCAGAAUGUGCGCAAUAGGAGGCUUCUUUGUCAGCAUUCCUAUUUUUCUUACUGGUAUGAUACUUUAUAUAUUCAUCCAGUUCCAUUCAACGCCCGCAAUAAUAAUGUCAGUAUUCAUCGGCUUUGGUAUAAUUUUCUGCGGUUGUGCUAUGGUCCACAAUGUCUUUAUAUGGCAAAAAGAAAAGACGAACGCAGUAAAAGAGCUAGCACAAGCCCAGUGCGAAGCAGCACUCCAGCUGCAACAACAGCAAGCUCUUCAACAACAGCAGCAAACGCGUCUGUCAUCAACAAUGCCUCGGAACAACAUAAACUGCACGAAAAACGGAGGAGCGAUUCCAGUCCACGGGCAUCCUCGGGGCCAGUACCACUCUAUGCCGUACAAGCACCACGAUAUCAGGGCCCAGAUGUCCCCGGCUCUGCUGACGACCUUGUCGGCGAGUCCUGCGGCCCACAAUCACAUUGGGGACCACCGGGUGUUGACGACCAGUCCCCCCGCGACUCCCGCUGACGAUCACUCGCUGCCCACUAGCCCCAUCAACAAGUCCUUGAACAAGUCUCAGCACUUGCUGCAGCGCGAGGCCAGCGGUAGCGUGAGUCCAGGUCUUCCAGCGGCUACUCUGGACCUCAGCAGUGCUGCAACUACCAACAGUCCUCACGAAUUGUCCACGCUGGUUUGAUUCUUGCCAUUAUUAUUAAAUCUGUCAAGAAAUUCUAGUCCCUGAAUUGGAGCCCAACUUUCAGGGGCGAUAGUAUUUUUUUAUUUUUUUUUUUUUGCUUUUAUUAUUAUUUUAAAUUUAUUAAGGUAGUUUGGUAAACA
This is a messenger RNA of Cotesia glomerata, 2617 nucleotides long. RefSeq lists its product as uncharacterized. The transcript is spliced from 6 exons. The record is from RefSeq and is a predicted model, not a curated record. NCBI's taxonomy places the organism in Eukaryota, Metazoa, Arthropoda, Insecta, Hymenoptera, Braconidae. Bases 705 to 2477 code for a protein of 590 amino acids.